GCCACACUAAAAAAGAAGAAAGGGAUCUAUAUAUAGAGAGGAAUUUGAAGAAGAUGACCGUUGUAGAGGCGGUGAUGUCUGUGGAGAUUCAUCGAGAAGAGCUUCGAGAGUUUUGCUCCACCUUCUUAGAGAGAGAGCUUAGUCUGUGAGACUCGAUGAUCAGUUUCUUGGUGGGUUACUUCAUGAUGACUUUGACGGACGAUCAGUGAACGUUGUCGUUCUGACUAAAAGAGCAUAAACGAUGUCGUGCAGUGACAAAGGAGAGACGAGGCUGAAGCGGCAUCGUUUUGUCUGAAAGUCUUUAUACUUCAAUCGUCCAACAAUUUCACCCUUCGUCCGAGAAGUCUGAAUGAACCUGAAAUAAGAAACACACAGCAGUACUCGAGGGAAAAUGGUAGCUUUCAUUAGUCAAGAAUGGAGAGAAUACAUCUGUUGAAACCAGGGAUACUGAAAGCUACAGCUAGAAGAAGGUUUAAGACCAUUCAUUCAUACAAAAUGUUCCCCCUGAACACAUGCAUAACUAUUAAGAGAAAAACACAAUCAAAGAUCACCUACUAAGAUCACUAGCUAAGCAAACUACUGACUACUACACUAAAAGACGGAGACACCUAAACUAAGGAAGGUUCCCCCCUGAGAAUAGACAGGGGCUUAGGGGAUUAGCCUUCUACAGUUCUAGAUCGUCUCCUGCUGUUGUCACUCGAACUAAAUUCCUAUGCUAAUUAACUAUGGAGCUCCAAAUACAAAUCUCUUGCACGCUAUCAAUACUUCCAAAUCACAUCUUUGGGAGUGAUACAAUGAUCUCAUUUUGCUAUCAUCUAAACUUGCCAUCAUAUGAUCAAUGUUGUUGCAACUUUAGUUUCUAUGGCGUAGCCACGGGUAUUGAUUCUAGUUUCACAUUAAGUUGAAUUCUUUGUCUCAUUCCACGUGGCCUCACCACAACUUUUCCUCCCAACUAUGCGUAACAGUCAUUAGCACUAACUGAACUUACACUAAUAAACAAUUCAAACCAUAAUUACUUCUUUCCUAGGCUAGUUAUUGAAAGCAAAAACCAUCCAUAUGGAGAACGUAGGAACAUAAGUGGCAGACCAUGGCAAAAACAAAUUGACAACUUCAACUUUAUUUGUUCAUCAAGCCACAUUAGAUCAGCCAAUAGAAGCAAUUGCCAUGGAUAGAACUUUACUGCAUCAAUCACAUUCCCACUUAUUCUAUCAACUUUGACGCUUAAACCACCUUAUGAAUGCAACGAACUAGCAGACUGCCAAACCGCACUCCAUUUCUACAUACUACACUAAAGUUACUAAAAACAGAAGGAAAUUCGCAACUGACUACUCAAACAGCAGCCAGUGCCACAAAUCCGCACCACUGCAAAGUUCCCAAAAAGGAAUGGCAUGUACGACACUGAUUCGCAAUUCCUAUAAGAACUUCCAAGCAGUGACCAACUUAGCUCUACUUACUUCCCUCCAUUUCCAAUCUGAAGAAGGGAAGUUGCAAAUUACCUUUCUGGAUCCGCCCAAAGAAACACCAUGUUCAGUAUCUUUCCGGUCGAUUCCUCUCUAUGUAUCUACACAGCACCAUUCCCAAUCAAACCCGAAAUCAUAUUUCCACAUGUCUCUAGCCUGUCAUUCCGCUCCUGCGAUUUUAGGUGCACCAGAGAGUUUGAUCACAGAGGUCGGCAAAUAUGUUCAUUUGGCCGGCCGUUGGGCUGCUUCCCAAUUGUUGAGCGCUUUGAGGCCUAUCAUUGUUUUUGGAACGAGGCAUAUCGUGGGGUGGUCAUUGAAGGACCAAAGCUUGUUGUUUUGCACAUAACAGAAGCAGAUGACAGCAGAUGGCGUAGUGAGCUGAUUGAAGUAUCUGCUCCAAAGCUCAAAACAUUCACCUGGCAAGUCGACCAUCUGAGAAAGAGGUUAAGAAGUAUAUACAUACCUUCGAUUGAGCAAGCAUCAGUUGUCUUUCUCUUCAGAAGUAGCCAAAACAAGCUAUUGGAGCAUCUAGUCCCUGCGUUUCAAAACGCAAAAUGGAUUACACUUGGUCUGGAGUUUAUCCUGGACGAUGAAGACUAUAUUGGGUUUGGAGCAGAUAUAACGAGGAUGAUAUCAAACCCGCCAUUUGGAAAUUUGGAGAGGCUGAGAAUUGUGAGGCGACAACAAGAGGAGGACAUUGUUGCCAAUUUCGGAUUCCAUGGGCCUACUCUCGGUAUAAUUGAAGACUCUCUACUGCCCACUUCAGGAACUGUACCGCCGUCGUCCUACUCCUUUACCGGCGAAAGCAGUGCCGCCGGGAGCGGAAGACAAGCAAAGGAAACGGACGAGGAGGGCGCUGGGAAGAGCAGGGAAGCUUAAAGCCAACGGAGACGCAGAAUUGAAUACAGACAGACAGAAAGA
This is a messenger RNA of Linum trigynum, 2381 nucleotides long. Lineage: Eukaryota; Viridiplantae; Streptophyta; Magnoliopsida; Malpighiales; Linaceae. The record is from the annotation of a GenBank genome assembly.